Seminavis robusta is the source of this 756-nucleotide messenger RNA. The record is from the annotation of a GenBank genome assembly. Lineage: Eukaryota; Bacillariophyta; Bacillariophyceae; Naviculales; Naviculaceae.
AUGAGCGUAUCCUCGUUGCCCCCCUUCCUGCCAACGUUGUUGACGUCUUUGCUAUUACUGAUUGGUGAUGUGCGAUCGUCUUGUUUCACAUCGCUUCCACAGCGGUAUUCGUGCCAACAGGACAUCGGAAAAUCAACUACCGGUAGGAUAGGGAGCCUUGCCGCCAAGCCCUGGAAGAAGAAACGUAUACCCCCAGAUCAAGUGUUACCUGAACUGAUUGUGUUAGAUCUGGAUAACUGUCUAUGGACUCCUGAGCUCUAUCAGCUCAACCCGAAAAAGAUACCACAAGCCCGUAGAGAUAUUCAACUAUUCCCAGAGGUACCACUGAUCUUCCAAUCCAUUCUCGAGCUUCAGCAGCAGAACACUGAUGAUCCACAACCACCCAGCACCCAAUGGGCCAUUGCUUCGCGGGCUCAAAACGAAGAAUGGGCACUGCAGUUGCUGAAAGACUUUUCAAUAUCGGAAGAUUUGUCCAUCUCCGACGUGGUCCCUCCCCCCAACAUUCAAAUCCAAGGAGGUACCAAGAAACGACAUUUUCAAAGUUUGCGGCAAUCCACGGGAGUUCCCUAUCACAGAAUGAUGUUUUUUGAUGAUUGGGUUGUCAAUUUGCAGGAAGUCUCGCAACUGGGAGUCCUGGGUUGCCACUGCCCGCAUGGCAUGACCUUGGAUAUCUUUCGGCACGGGCUGAAUGAGUAUCAUGACUUGAAGAAGAAUCAAGCUGAUGGUGACAACGUUUGGAUGGGAUACAUCAUAUGA